Messenger RNA from Danaus chrysippus (African queen), 1788 nucleotides. The record is from the annotation of a GenBank genome assembly. NCBI's taxonomy places the organism in Eukaryota, Metazoa, Arthropoda, Insecta, Lepidoptera, Nymphalidae.
AUGGGAAGCAUGAGCAGAUGGUUAGACGUAGAAGCAGGAGCGGACGAUAUAAAUAUUAAUACAUUACCUACAAAUGUUACCUUUUCGGAUCUGCAAAAUGAUAAUGAGGUUAAACUUAUUAUUGGAGAUUUCGGAAGAGGCGAUGAUGGGCCCAGACUUAAAAUUUUUAAAGGUGCCAUGCAGAUAUCAGACUUGACUUUACCAGAUCUACCUUUGGGUGUAGUCAGUUUUUAUGCUGUUGAUUCAAAUCCUCGUCCUCAACCCGUGAUUGCUGUUGCUUUCAGCUCCUCCGUACACUUUUAUAGGAAUCUGAAAUUGUUUUACAAAUAUUAUCUACCUAGUGUCGAACUUAAUGCUGGCGAAUUAGAUAUUUGGAAACAGCUUACAAAUCCAUCCAACCAUAACGAAGUAAUAAUCCUAAAACUCACAGAGAGCCUACAUAACAUGCCUCAUAAAGUGUUAAGCAUACAAUCUAGGGACUUUCUAACUUUAACAUUUGACGAACAGCUGGAAUACCUGGAAAAUACUCGGGAGUUACCAAAGAGGAGGAGCGGAGAAAUAGUGUGCAUUUCAAGUAUUAAACUCUCUUCAGUUGAUAAACAUGCUGUAAGCUGUCUGGUUCUGGGUACAGAGGAUGGAGAGGUUAUCGUGUUGGACUCACAGACGUUCACACAGACAAAUGUGGUCAAUAUAAGUCCUGUUAAGAAAACACCGUUUCAAAUAGUAACGACCGGAGUAUACAAUGUGGAUUACAGAAUAACUGUCGCUACAAGGGAAAAAAGUGUCUGUUUGCUAAAAAGAGACUGGAAAGCGGGACGUAUUUUAUUUAAUACUGACGACCACAUCAUUGCUAUUGAAGUUUUUACCACAGAUAAUAGCGUUUUAGUUAUAUGCGCCGAUAAAACCUUCUCUUGUUACAAUCGUAAGGGUAGAAAACAAUGGUCUUUAAUCCUGGAGCAUCGUCCUAUUUGUCUUACUCUUGUUCCAAUAUCUCACUUGGGCAUGACAUUGUCCGCGGUGGCGCUAGUGUCUGGCCACGUGACGCUUUACGACGGAAAAUAUCCUAGAGAUAAUAUAUUUAUUAGAGGUGGCCAUCUUCUAUUGAAAAUAUUAAAACGCACGGCUGAUUUCAAUUCAAACUCCACGGGGAUUGAAUCCUCUGAAGCUAAUAUCAGUCAACGACCAUGGCUCAUACCGAAGAAAUCGAAACUGUUCCUGGAACAAGCUAUGAGGGAAAGAGAGAAUCCUAAAGCAAUGCAUGAGGCGUUUCAGCAAGAAUUAAACCGUCUGCGUUUGUUGACGGCUCAGACUCUUUUGGAGGCGUAUAGGAAGUCGGAUAACUUCGUUGGAGCUGGCAAUAUGGAACCCAUCAGAUUAUCCGCUGAGGUGGAAGGUCUAGGUCCCGUGUUCGUGGUGACCCUGAUAGUUCACAACACGAGCUCGGAGCGAGCUGUCUCCGGCCUAUCAGUGUUAUUCCAGGUCAUCUCUACUGGAUAUAGGGUCCAUACGCCAUAUAUCAAGGUACCACUGAUAGCGCCAGGAAAUCAGUUGAAGUUUCCAAUUAAAGUAGAGGAAGUAUUCAGUGAGAACGUGAACCCGGAUGUAUUUUUUCGUAAUGUGACGGGUCAGGCGGGUGACGGGUCAGUUAUUAAAGUGUUACUUCUGAAGGAAGGUAAAGUUAGCCCUGUUCUAGCGGCGACAGUGACCAUGCCUCCAACGGACCCCAUGAUGAUACCAUACGAUAAACUUGAGACCUCCAACUUUGGACAGAACAUAUCCCAAAAAUAA